GGACCUGUGCCAUUGAGCAGCGACACAAACCCGGGGAGAAAUCCGCCUGCGAGCAGCCCCUUCCGGGCAUGCAGCCAGGCAGAGAAAACAAGCUCGGGUAGGGAAGCGCAGCAGUUGGCAGCGCCCAAAGAGCAGCCCUCAGGCCCGAAUCCCUCAGGGGCAUUGUUGCCCCCCGGCUUGUGCGCCUUCAGCCGUCCCCGGCCCGGGUCCCCGCUCCCCGCUGGGUCGCACCAGAGCGGGGCCGACGGGGGGAGCCGCGGAGCUGGGCGAAAACCGGUGGCGCAGCGAGGCCUUGGCUGGCGGCCUCCCUCCCUCCCCCGGGCGGGGACCGGGGACCGGGGACCGGGGACCGGCGCCGCGCUGGGCGAGCCUGGCCGCGGGCUUCCCGGGCGGGGCGGCCGCCGCCUUUCUCGGCCCGGCCCGGCCCCUGCCCUGCGGCGGCCGCGGCGACCCGCGAGCGCGCUCCCGAGGCGGCGGCGGCGGUGGGGGCUCGGUUCGGCGCAUGCGCAGUGCGAGGCGCGGCGCCCGGGUGCGGCGCUGCUCGGCGCCAUGGAGCUGCUUCGGCCGGGCUGGAUCCCGCGUCUCUCGGCGCUGCUGGCGCUCGCGCUGCUUCCCAGGGGAGCGCUGGGUAGUUGUGGUACCCCACCAAAGCUAAGCUUUGCUGAACUGCAAGACGAGUCUAAGGCCAAGGAAGAGUUUCCAGUUGGGACCACAGUGACAUAUAACUGCCGCCCAGGUUACCAAAGAGUCGCUGGACAGUCGCCCACUCUUACUUGUGAAGAAAAAUCGGUGUGGUCAGAACCCAAAAUGUUUUGUCAAGGGAAAUCAUGUGGACAUCCAAGAGACCUAGCUAAUGGCAAGGUUCAUAUCACAGAUCUCCUAUUUGGUUCGAACAUUACAUUUUCUUGUGACGAAGGGUUCAGAUUAGUUGGACAUAAUACUAGUCUGUGUGUGAUUGAUGGAACAAGGGUCACGUGGAAUCAUGAACUUCCAUUUUGUGAAGCAAUUCCAUGUCAUCCGCCUCCAGACAUUAAGAAUGGGAGGCAUUCCGGUGACUCCAAUACUGAAUACACCUAUGGCUCAACAGUAACUUACAGCUGUAAUACUGUACCAAGAGGCACAGACCCUUUCUCACUCAUUGGAGAGGCAUCUAUUCACUGUACAUCUGACAAAGACCAAAAUGGAAUUUGGAGUGGAGAGCCCCCUCAGUGUAAAGUGGUCAAGUGCAGUAACGCAGAAGUUGAAAAUGGGAGAAAACUAAGUGGAUUUGGUCCUUCCUAUUCAUAUCAAGAUGCCAUUAUAUUUGAAUGUGAGGCUGGCUACUUCAUGGUUGGCAGUCAUAUGAUUGUAUGCCAAGCAAAUAAUUUAUGGUCUCCUCCAGUACCAACUUGUGAAAAAGAGGUUUGUCCAGACCUGGUCAUCUCUCAUGGAAGAGUAAAGUCUGGAGCAAAACCUCAUUAUGUUGUUGGAGAUCAUGUUACAAUUGAAUGUUAUGCAGCCUACACAAUGCCUGGUGAACCUACGAUUCAUUGCACUGAUAAAUUUAAAUGGGAGCCUGUAAUUCCAGAAUGUAGACUACAGGUUUGUCCAGACCUGGUCAUCUCUCAUGGAAGAGUAAAGUCUGGAGCAAAACCUCAUUAUGUUGUUGGAGAUCAUGUUACAAUUGAAUGUUAUGCAGCCUACACAAUGCCUGGUGAACCUACGAUUCAUUGCACUGAUAAAUUUAAAUGGGAGCCUGUAAUUCCAGAAUGUAGACUACGUGUGUACAUCAUAAUAAUUUGUGUAAUUGUAAUCGCUGCAGUGAUGCUGAUAGUAGCUUUGGUCUAUAAGAAAAUUUUUUCACAGAAAGGCUCAUACCAAACUGAUGAAAACGGCCAAGAAGCAUGCAUGUUAAAGGCUAAAGUACCAGAUGAAAUUGAAGCAUCUGCAUUAAAGAACUAAUUGAAACAUUAAAAGGAAACAUGUCUCCACUUCACCUACUGCUGAGUACACCUCGUGUAAAACUUGAUUGCUUGGAGGGGAAGGAGCAGUGCUGAAAGAAUUCUUUCACAGAUGGAAAAAGGACUGCAUUUGCACUAUAUUUCUGUAGUGGAAUAUUUAGCACCUACUUUCACCAGAAUUGAAGAUGCUUUCAUCUUAGAUUUUUCUUCUCCUUUUGUGAUUGACUGCUGUAGACAUCUACCGCAUCUUUACUAAGGCACAAAGCCAGAAUGUAUACCAGUACCAUCCCUUUUAGCUCACUUGUCUGUGUGAAAUUAAUUUAUACAAAGUUUAGUGCCCAUAGCCUUUUCACAGCAGCCUGGAAUACUAAAACUCUGCAUUCAGGGCUUUAUGCCAGCUGCCUUCUUUCUCUGCCUUGCAGCAUCCUCCUGCUUCCAGAAGAGACUAGGCAAUGAGAGAGUGCGUGGUAGGUUCUUGAUAUGAUUUAUGUUGCAUUAGUGGCCAUAUUGUUUAAAUUUAAGUACCUCUAUUUUAGGACGGUGACUACCUACUGAAAGAUAUGGUGCCUAGUUUAAUUUUCAUAACUUAAGUUUUGCACAUCAUUCCCUUUAUAUUUGCAAGUACUAAAUAUGAAACUAAACUACUUCUCUUGCUGUCCACUGCUUUUGGAUAUACUGUGCAUCUAAACCAGGUUUUUGUAACCUUCCUCUUAAGGCAAUUAAUUGGUCUUGGUGGGCAACAGGGGGAGUCUGGGUAGUAAUUCUGUCCCAGUUAAGAUUGCAAAGGACCACCUUGAAUGGGGAAUCAAGAGAGUGACCUCAUCAGAAACACUUCUUGCGCCUCAGACUUGCUAGAUAAUGAAGGUUUCCCACUGGAAGUGAUGGAAGAUACACACAACUGUACAAAUUGCAGGCACAUACACUCUUUUAAUUGCAAUAUAAAGACAAUCUUGAGGUGGAAGUUGGAUGAGGACAGACUUUUUUCCCCCCUUGCUGAAGGACAAGCAAACACUUGUCAGCUGAAACAGCUCAAAAAAAUUAUUACAUUAGGGAUCUUGGAUAGGGGGUUUCCUACUGGAGUUGGGGGUCUUGGUGCAUAUCUGAAAUCAUAUACUUUCCCAUAUGGUGGGCUCUGAAUUGAAGCUUGGAUUGAACUCAGCAGCUAUAACUCGAAAUGUGUAUCAUUAUGAAAACUGUCAUGAUCUGUUUAUGUCAUAGCCAUGUGUGGCAAAGCUAAUAAACCAAUCCUUUUUCUUUUACCACAGACCAUCUAGGCAGUUCUGUUACAGGUUCACUUUCCCACAGAAGGAAGUGGAUGUAAUUUAAGUCUGUUUUUAUUUCAGCUAUUCAUUGUUCUGUGUGAUAUGGAUGUAUAUAUUUGUAUUAGUACUUUUAGCAUUUCUGAUCAGAAACAUUUGUUUGAAUAAUUUUGAUCCCCUAGCACACUAUCAAACAGUAAUAUUCUGUGGGGUAUGCUUAACAAGGAAGGGCUAGAUUCACAAAAACUUUUUAGUGUCCAGAAAAAUCACUGGAAUUCACAAAGUCUAGGCUGGCUGUGCAAUGAAUUGGGAGAAUCAGAAGCCAGAGCAUGGGAUUCACAAAAACCAGCAUGUUUUUAAGAUGCUCCUUGCAUAAGGUAGCCAAUAGGUGGUACAAAGCCAAGGCAUAUGUGCUAAGCUCUACCCCUCUCUGAGAUUGGUACCUCCCUGCUGUGAAUCCUGGGGUGUAAAGUACCUACACUGUUUUUGCAAGAAGCCUGGGGUGUUGCUCAAGCUUGCAUCUGCUCAGUCAACAUUUAUCCAUCAUACAACAGCUUCUACAUUGGUCCAGCAAAAGGGAGCAUGCACUUAAGAGAGAGGCAUCUGCUCCAGUGACUCUUAAAAUUAUUCACAGUGGAACAGGUUUCAACAAGAGAUACUGAAAGACUCCUACCACAUGGCUAGGGCACUCACUGAGCAGUGACAGAUCCCUGUUCAAAUCCCUUCUCUUCCUCAGGUGGAAGGGGGACUUGAACCAUGGGUCUCCCAAGUGAGUACCCUAUUCACUGGGCUAAAAGUUGGAAGGAAAAUCUGUCCCCUCUUCCCUGUCCUCUAGUCAUUUUGUGCAAGCUCAUCUAUAGGGCCUUGAUCUUGCUUACCUGAUAGGGCCCCACAGAUGAGUUGAGAACCAUCUCGCUUUUCCUGGUUGAAACACCGUUCUGGGGUUUAGGCUUUAAUUGCCUAAAGUGGCAGUUAGAUGCAAACAUCCUUUUGUGAAUGUUGCCCAAAAUGUGUACUAAUCAUUUUGCUUAUCAAAAUAGCUUUAACAGCUAGGACCCUGGUCCUGCAAAGACUUACAUAGUGGGACUAUUCACAAUGUGUAUAAGAAAACAUUGUUAGACUGGGGGUAAAAUUGUUAAUUCCAGGAAUUGCUUUUUAAGUACAGAGUAUAUUAUAAAUGCCUAUUAUAAAUGCCUAUUAUAUCAAUCAUUGGAUUGUUAUAUAGUGCCUUUCAGCAUUAAGGGGGCGGGGGGGGGGAGCUAUUUAAAAUGCAAGGCAAUUGUAAAAUGCUACAGUGUGAUUUUAACCAUAUUCCUUAUUUAGUACUAUUAAUGUUCAGUUUAUGAACACAAGAAGGAUUUGUCUUGUAUUCUUAAUAAAGUGAUGAUUUUUAAGUGAA
Messenger RNA from Caretta caretta (loggerhead turtle), 4598 nucleotides. NCBI's taxonomy places the organism in Eukaryota, Metazoa, Chordata, Testudines, Cheloniidae. The record is from RefSeq and is a predicted model, not a curated record.